Messenger RNA from Eupeodes corollae, 3761 nucleotides. RefSeq names its product GATOR complex protein WDR24 (gene Wdr24). The coding region runs from base 118 to 2418 and encodes 766 amino acids. NCBI's taxonomy places the organism in Eukaryota, Metazoa, Arthropoda, Insecta, Diptera, Syrphidae. Gene Ontology annotation, biological process: positive regulation of TOR signaling. The record is from RefSeq and is a predicted model, not a curated record. Gene Ontology annotation, molecular function: protein binding. The transcript is spliced from 10 exons.
AUUUUAUUUUUCUAUUGAAAAGUUUAUUUAGAAACUAAAUAACUAGAAUCGAACUCGCAGUACUUUUAAAAUUAAGUUUAAAGACAAAUUUAAGAAAAUACCAGUUCACAAGUCUAAAUGCUUGAUUCCAAGACAUCUUCCUUGCGCAUUUGCCAAGAGGGUCAUGCAAAUGCAUUGGCCCUCAACAAGGACUACAAUCAAAUUGCAGUUGCAGGCCGAAGCUUGCUUAAGGUAUUUUCCAUCGAUACCGAUGGAUUUACAGAAGUUUGCAAUAUGCGAGGUGGAAAGAAUCAAAAUCUCAGUUAUUCGUCAAAUGAUGUGGCUUGGAGUACGUUGGAUAGUAACAUUCUCGCAACGGCGGCUACAAAUGGGGUGGUAUCCGUUUGGGAUUUGUCCAAGUUUGGCAGACAAAAGCAACUACUCGUCUACAAUGAACACGAAAGGACAGCUCAUACUGUAACUUUCCACAGCACUGAACCAUAUUUGCUAAUAUCAGGGUCGCAGGAUGGCACAAUUAAGUGUUUCGAUACAAGAUACGAAAAAUCAGUUUUCACUUACUUCAGCAAUUCUGAGAGCGUGCGGGACGUUAAAUUCAGUCCACAUGCUACGAACAUAUUCUCAGCAGUCUCUGAAAAUGGAACUGUCCAAUUGUGGGAUUUAAGAAAGUCAGAUAAGUGCAUUUUACAAUUUACCGCUCACAGUGGACCAAUUUACACUUGUGACUGGCAUCCUACAAAGAACUGGCUUGCAACAGGAAGUAGAGAUAAGCAAAUAAAGGUUUGGAAUAUGGAUGGAAAGGCCUCUUUAGAGCACACUAUUCACACCAUCGCUGUGGUUGGUAGAGUAAAAUGGCGACCGGAAAGAACUCAUCAGAUUGCCAGCUGUGCACUUGUAGUCGACUACAGCAUUCAUAUUUGGGAUAUAAGAAGACCUUACAUUCCGUUUGCUUCAUUUAACGAUCAUACAAAUGUAACAACCGGAAUAGCGUGGAAAGGCAACGACUCACAUAUCCUGCUAUCGACAAGUAAAGACUCUACUAUUUACAAACAUGCUUUUAAGGACGCUGCACGGCCAGCAUUAAAAGCAAAUCCCCAAGGUGCGAGUUUAAAUCACAGAGAUGAUAUCUUGCAUGCGAUCAAGGUCAAGGUGAAUGUCACUCAGUCGACAACCAAUCCCAAAAGCACCUCUUUAUUAAGCAGACAAAAGGCAUCGCCCAGCGUUGAACAUUUUCAUAUGGCGCAAUCAGUGAUGCACAAAUUCCUAUUAAAACCGUCGUACACAGGAUACAUUGGCGACCAGAAGCAUGGUCAACUCAAGGAAUACGAAUGUUUCAUUGGCUGUGCAAAAGAGUUCAUAUUGACGGGCAAAAAAUUUAUAGACAUGUGUGACCAUAACGCAAAUGUCUCCAAAAAGUUCGGCAAACAUAGUGCUACAACGUUUUGGAAAUUUGUCAAAACAUUAUAUGGCACAUCGGAGUUUAGUAAUCAAAAAAUCGAACAAAGAAGUUCCUUCAACAUUCAAAAGAACGUAACAGCAAAUCGAAGAAUGGCCCAAACAACGCGUCCACUUGAAAUUGAUUGGAACAGUCGCGAAAAAGAUAUACCCACAGAAGAUGAUGGAGAAGAGGAUAGUACCAAAGAUGGACUAGAGGAUGAGAAUCAAAAUCCACAGUUCAAUUCUGUGAUUCUAUCGGAAAACCAAAUUCUAAACGAUAUAUCAUUCGAAAACUUUGAUAUGCUUCGAAAUGGAUUUUUGUACAUGGGUCCUCCAGAUUUUACAAAGGCUCUUUCUCUACCUGAAACGGCUUUACAUCAUGAUGUUCAAGCAGCACGGCCGCAACAGGAUAUGAAAUCAGAAAAGCGAGAUAAUUCGCCACCUCCAGAUAAACCUAGUCUUCUUAAGGUAUCUAAUUUACCCGUGAUAUCGAUGUGGGAACCCCAUCAGUUUAUAGCUGAUUCACUGAAAUUGCAGAGCGAUGUUGGUGAUGUCCAAACAGCUUUAUGUGUAGUCAUUGCCAUGGGUGAUGCACGAAAGUUUCUUCCAAUUGAGGAAACUCUCCUAGAAGAAUGGUUUCAUUCGUAUAUUGAACUCUUACAUCGUUAUCAAUUGUGGAACGAGGCUUGUAAGAUAAUUAAUCUCUCUUGGAUACGAUCAGUGAGAGAACUUAAUCAAAAAUCCACAUCCGUACAUACCAAUUGUGGUGAUUGUGGAAGACCGCUGAAUGGAGCUGUUGGUUGGUAUUGUGCCAAAUGCAAGUCUAUGCAGAGUUCUAAAUGUUGUGUGUGCGGUCUGGUUGUGAGAGGAUUAUAUGCAUGGUGUCAAGGGUGCUCGCACGGUGGACAUUUACAACAUCUUAAGGAGUACUUUUCUACUAAAUCUGUUUGCCCAAAGUGUGGGCAUUUGUGUGAAUAUAAUUAAAAUUAAGAAAAAAAAAACGAAAAAUGUGGUUCAACAUUUAAUACAUUUUAAAAAUUAAGUUCUUAACAACUUCCUUAUUUUUUCAGGAACAUAAUCCAAUCACUCAAAACUAUUUUGAGCAAAGCCCAAAUUAAAAUCAGUCAGAAAAUAAGUUUUCAUUUAUAGCCUUUGGAUGUUUAGCAAAUAUCGUUCCAAAUAUGAUUCCUUGAUAGGGACGUUGACGCCGGUGAUGAUAUGACCACAAGUUUGAAUACGAAUAGGGUUUAAAGCAUCAAACCUAAGAAAAACGCAUGGUUCGAUGCGAGCUGUAAAGAAGUUAUUAGGGCCAAAGAAGUAAGUUUCCGCUGCUAUAGAGCCAACCCUACUAAGGAAUUCCGGAAAAAAUUCAAGCAAGCCACGAAGGUCUGAACCCCCAUAUUCGACGGACCAAAUUCUUACAUGACAAAAAUUACUGAACAAAAUGCAAUGUCCCAAAGGCAAUACAAAUUUUAUGGUCAUUUGUAAAAAACGAGGAAAUCUUCCCCUUCUUCGGUUCCUACGCUCGUUUUCAAUGACAGUCCAUUUAUAAGGUCUUUAUAGGAAGCUAAUCGCCGCCAAUUCCAAGCUGCCAGUGAGUAAUGUGACUCCUCCUUACUUGAGCGAGGUUGUGAAUUAUGGGGCCAAUGUUUUUUCGCACUCAUACUCAUACAGGUAUUCUUCAACCCUGGCAAAACCACUGUGUAAGCUUUUUCAUCUGCCCUACUCCUCAGCAUCGUUUGUCCAGCUUAAACCCAAAGAAGGCGAAUUGGAUGGAUUAAAGUCUGAAAACCGCAAAAUUAUUGCUGGUAUGCCCCAGGGCUCUGUUCUACCUCCAACACUCUUCCUCACUUUUAUUAAUGAUCUCCUGUAAGUAACUUCUAAUCCAAUACAUAUUGUUUCGCUGACGAUAGUACUCUUAGCUUUUCAUAUUUGUUUCCAGACUCGCAUCCUCUUUUGCUGAUAUGGAACUGCAACGACAAAACAUGAUAAGCUCCUUAAAUUCUGACCUAAACAGCAUUGUACAAUAGGAAAUAAAAACCGCAAGGAAUUUAAUGCUUUGAAAACCCAAUGUCGUCUUUCAUCGUUAAAGCGAGGUAAAUUCCCCUUAUCAUUAUCCAAGGAUGGCACUUGCAUCAAAGAGACUGAACAUCUCGAUAUUCUCGGUGUGUGUAUCACCAACCACCUCUUAUGGAACGAUUAUAUACGCGAUGUAGCCAAAAAUUCCGCAUGGUACUUGGUGCAAGAAAUGUUUUACCCCUUGUGAUGCGACUGUUAUCUAUAAGAUUUACAUACGUCUAGAACUUAAGUAUAACUCCCAUCUUGGG